AUGCCAUACACGUGUGAGAUAUGUAGUGCUGCUUUCUCUCAUAAUGGUGAUUUACAAAGGCAUAUACGAAUACACACAGGAGAGAAGCAAUACAAGUGUGAGACAUGUGAUUCCGCUUUCUCUCGGAAAGGUGAUUUACAGGGGCACAUACGAUUACACACAGACGAGAAGCCAUACAAGUGUGAAAUAUAUGAUGCUGUUUUCUCUCGGAAAAGUGUUUUACAGGGGCACAUACGAUUACACACAGGAGAGAAGAAGCCAUACAAGUGUGAAAUAUGUGAUGCUUCUUUUUCUCAGAAAGGUCAUUUAAAAUGUCAUAAACGAAUACACACAGGAGAGAAGCCAUACAAGUGUGAACUAUGUGAUGCUGCUUUCGGUGUGAAAUGUCACUUACUGAUACAUAUACGUAUACACACAGGAGAGAAGCCAUACAUGUGCAAGAUAUGUGAUGCUGCUUUUUCACAGAAACGUUAUUUACAGAGUCAUAAACGAAUACACACAGGAGAGAAGCCCUACAAGUGCGAUAUAUGUGAUGCUGCUUUUUCAUGCAAAAAUUACUUACAGAGACAUAUACGAAUACACACAGGAGAGAAGCCAUACAAGUGCGAAAUAUGUGAUGCUGCUUUCUCUCGGAAAUUUAGUUUACAGAGUCAUAAACGAAUACACACAGGAGAGAAGCCCUACAAGUGCGAUAUAUGUGAUGCUGCUUUUUCAUGCAAAAAUAACUUACAGAGACAUAUACGAAUACACACAGGAGAGAAGCCAUACAAGUGCGAAAUAUGUGAUGCUGCUUUUUCUGAGAAAGGUAAUUCACAGAUUCAUAAACGAAUACACACAAGAGAGAAGCUCUACAAGUGCGAUAUAUGUGAUGCUGCUUUCGGUCUGAAAUGGCACUUACAAAGACAUAUAAGUAUACACACAGGCGACAAGCCCUACAAGUGUGAGAUAUGUGAUGCUGCUUUCGGUGUGAAAUGUCACUUACUGAGACAUAUACGUAUACACACAGGCGAGAAGCCAUACAAGUGUGAGAUAUGUGAUGCUGCUUUUUCACAGAAAAGUCAUUUUCAGAGUCAUAAACGAAUAUACAAAGGAGACAUGCCAUACAAAUGUGAUAUAUGCAGUGCUGCUUUCCCUCAGAAGAGUAUUUUACAGAAACAUAUAAUAAUACACACAGGAAAGAAGCCAUACAAGUGUGAGAUAUGUGAUGCUGCUUUCUCUCAGAAAGGUAGUUUACAGGGUCAUAAACGAAUACACACAGGCGAGAAGCCCUACAAGUGCGAUGUAUGUGAUGCUGAUUUCGCUCGGAAAGGUUAUUUACAGAUUCAUAAACGAAUACACACAGGAGAGAAGCCAUACAAGUGUGACAUAUGUGAUGCUGCUUUCUCUCAGAAAGGUAGUUUACAGAGUCAUAAACGAAUACACACAGGAGAGAAGCCCUACAAGUGUGAUAUAUGUGAUGCUGCUUUUUCACACAAAAAUCGCUUACAGACACAUAUACGAAUACACACAGGAGUUACGAAUACACACAGGAGAGAAGCCCUACAAGUGAGAUAUAUGUGA
Mya arenaria is the source of this 1560-nucleotide messenger RNA. RefSeq names its product zinc finger protein 761-like. Lineage: Eukaryota; Metazoa; Mollusca; Bivalvia; Myida; Myidae. The transcript has a single exon. Gene Ontology annotation, biological process: regulation of transcription by RNA polymerase II. Gene Ontology annotation, cellular component: nucleus. The record is from RefSeq and is a predicted model, not a curated record. Gene Ontology annotation, molecular function: DNA-binding transcription factor activity, RNA polymerase II-specific; RNA polymerase II transcription regulatory region sequence-specific DNA binding. Bases 1 to 1560 code for a protein of 519 amino acids.